Molecule: messenger RNA, 568 nt
Organism: Olea europaea var. sylvestris
Lineage: Eukaryota; Viridiplantae; Streptophyta; Magnoliopsida; Lamiales; Oleaceae
Exons: 1
Coding region: 113-406 (97 amino acids)
Source: RefSeq, a predicted model, not a curated record
GAAACUUUAGAAUAAUACAUUUAUUCGCCAAUUAUAUACUGUCCUAUAAAAGGCCACAGCAUGCUCAGUUUGGCUCGAGAUAAUUAAACAGAUUCAGGAAAUAAGAAAAACAAUGGGCGGAACUAUUUUCUCUUGUGCUCCUCCAUGCACCGCCAUGCACGGCGGCGGAUUACGUCCAAGCGGCCACCACUGCCAGCAGCAAGCUGCGACGAAAGAUAAUAAAAAUUUAUGUUCUUUUCAAAUGCCACUCCACUAUCCAAGGUACAAGAAAUCGGACUACGCGACUAUGCCAGAAUGGCAACUCGACUGCCUGCUGAAACAGUAUGGACUGCCGGUGAUUGGAGACAUUGAUCAGAAGAGGAAGUAUGCCAUGGGAGCAUUCCUUUGGCCUGAUCAGUAUGAAUAGAACAAUUUUCAUUACUUUUUAAGGAUAUGGUAAUAUUUUCAUCGUUGUUUGUGAUUUGUACGAGUUUAUUUUCAUAACAGUUUGAUUGUAUAAUUAAUAUCUAUCUCUAUUUAUAAUUUAUAUACACAAAAGUAAUGUAAUAUAAUUAUGUAUAUUAUUUCU